Oryzias latipes (Japanese medaka) is the source of this 3834-nucleotide messenger RNA. RefSeq names its product bifunctional apoptosis regulator. NCBI's taxonomy places the organism in Eukaryota, Metazoa, Chordata, Actinopteri, Beloniformes, Adrianichthyidae. Gene Ontology annotation, biological process: proteasome-mediated ubiquitin-dependent protein catabolic process. The record is from RefSeq and is a predicted model, not a curated record. Gene Ontology annotation, molecular function: protein binding; ubiquitin protein ligase activity. Gene Ontology annotation, cellular component: nucleus.
UAGAAGUUAUUUUUUUUCCACACCAUCGUGGUAUGAAGAAAUAUUUAUUUAUGCCACCACAUUGCAAACAAAACUUUCUAAGUAGUACAGGAAUUAAGUAGUUUAUAUUUGUGGGUUGGCAUAAAAUAAAUAUCCCUUCACUCCAUGCCGACCGAAGCUGAAACGCAUCUGUGAGAUUCUGCUUUAAUUCGAGUUAAAUGACGGCACGAGCUAACAGAAUGAUUAGCUGGAUAAUUAAGCCCAUCUCCAGCAGGCCACCAGUCAAAGGCUAAACCUCAGGCGACGAACGACUUCGGUAUGCUGCAACAAAUGGAGGGGGACUCAGCAGGCGAUGGAGAAACGGAAUUAUUGGAUGAGUCCCACUAUGUAGCUGUGUCUCCUCGGCCCGAGCCCGCGAUGAGCAACAUAUCCGAAAAUGAAUUCUCCUGCCAUUGUUGCUAUGACAUCCUGGUCAACCCCACCACGCUGACCUGUGGACACAACUUCUGCCGCCAUUGUCUGGCUCUGUGGUGGGAGUCCUCACACAAGAACGAAUGCCCGGAGUGCCGGGAGAAGUGGGAAGGGUUUCCCAAAAUCAACAUACUGAUGAGGGAUGCAACUGACAAGCUUUUCAGUGAGGUUGUACAGAGGAGGAGGAUGGAGAUCCAGGCAAAUCCCAAAAUCUCUCGGAGCCUGCUAGCCUUCCAAAGACAUGGAGACAACCUGGGCAGAGCCAGGACGACCCACAACAGGGGAGCAGGCUUCUUCUUUUCUGGAGUACUGACUGCCCUCACAUGUGUGGCUGUGGUGGUGCUGGUGUUUCACUGGGGCAGUGGUGUGAUGGAACAACAUGACCUGUUGAUCAGCAAACCUGUGUCUCACUGGACAUCAGAGGACGUUGUGUAUUGGCUGGAAAACCUGGGUCCAUGGACCGAGCCUUACAGAGGAGCCUUUCAGCAGGAGAACGUCAAUGGAAGGCUGCUGCUGAUGCUGGGGGAUGAAGAGUUGAUGAAAAAGCCUUACAACAUAGAAAACUCAGUGCACAGAAGAGCUGUUUUAGCUGAACUGGACCGAGUUAAGGCGCUGGGGGUCAAACCCCCACAGAACCUCUGGGAAUACAAAGCGGCGAAUGCCGGGAAGUCCCUGUUCCUGCUGUAUGCUCUCAAGCGCUCCCCUCGUCUCACAAUCUUUUACUUGUAUUUAUUUGAUUAUUCGGAGACCUUCCUUCCUUUCCUGCACACCUGCUGCCCGCCGUUUACACACACUGAAGAGCCCGUGGAGAGCAGUUUUCUCAAAACCCAGUUGGAGCCCAGCUGGCAGCAGUGGGUGGAGUUCCUAGUGAAGUACUGCGUGCUUCCAUACCAGCUGAUUGCAGAAUUUGCAUGGGACUGGCUGGCCAUCCACUACUGGACGUCCCGCUUCAUCAUUGUUAACGCCAUGCUGCUGUCGGUACUGGAGGGCUGCUUUCUGUGGAGACUGUGGACCACAGCCAGGUUAAGGACUCUGCCACAACAGAUGUGGAACCACUUGUGGAAAAUGCUCUCUCAGGGAUUUGCCUUCGCCCUCAUGUGGCCUUUCGUCCCUCAGUUUGUAUGUAACUGUCUCUUCUACUGGGCUCUCUACUUCAGUCCCAUCAUCAAUAUAGACCUGGUGGUGCAGCAGCUGAUGCAUCCGGAAACACAGGCGCAGUGACGUUCUGCAGGCUUUGUGCUCAGCAGAUGAAGCAGUCGGGACUUUAACCUCUGAGCAGACGGGGGGGGGGUUGUGCCGCAGAGACUGACUUCUUCUUGAUCCUCAGCUUUCCGCUGCACUCUGACCACACUGUGGACCAUGACAGACCUUAAGCUUAGGUCGGGGAAAAAAAGUAAAAACUGAGAAGAUGUGACGUCCUAACAAGCCUGUGGGAGUCUACAGUGACUUGUUUUCCUGGGAGGUGAUAUUUGACAUGAUUAGUGAUUAAAUAGUAGUGGAAAUGAAGACCUCGUGGUCUUAUGCUGACAUAUUUUCAAGCACUGAAAAGGAUAUUUUUUUAUAUCGAUUCAAGAGACAAAUCAAAAAAGCUUUUUUGACCGUUAAUCCAAAAAUCCAAUUCUUCAAAAUGAUUCACUUAAAAUAUUAAUUCCCCCUUAGAUGAACAACAUGCGGCCUAUUUUCUCUUUACUGCUAUUUCAUCGAUCCAAAAGUACGUUUUCAAUGCAGAGGCAGCUUUUCAAUAAUGGUCUGGUUUCAUGAUGGUUAAAGAGGUGGGCAAGAAGUAUGACCCUCACUAUAAAUGAUGCUGAGUCUCUGCAAAGUUAAGAAAUCGUGUUAUCUUUAGAGUCCGUGAGUUUGGAAAGAGUUAAAAGGCCAUUUUCACCAGUUUGCAGAAAACAGAAGCUGAUGAACACUUCUGCUCUCAGGAGUGGAUCCUCCAACAAGUUCAUCUCAACUUCAGCUCUAAAAUCCAUCAAAAGUAUGUCAAACAAACUCAGAAGACCACACAAAAAGAUUUACCGUUGACAUUUUCUCACUAGUAAACGCUCUUUAUUAACAGCUGUCAAGCAUGUUGAUGGAUUGAAGAUUUUGUUUUGCUGCCAAAAGACCUCCGCAUUUUGUAACUGAACCCACCCUCAAACGCAGCGGUUUACCAGAAGAUUCCACCAAAUAUUCCUCAAAAAAGCAAAUCUCUAGAGAAAACACUGAUUGAAUCUGUUAGUAUUAACAACAUUUGUUUCAAGCCAAAAUGAUUCCCAUAUUGUGCUUGGAUGUUCACUUGAAGCUCAUUUUUCUUCAUUUUAAAAUCCGAACGGUUUGGACUUUUUUUUUCAACCCAACCGACACAACAACAGCAUUGAAAGGGGGAGUUUUUGCACUCAAGACUGGAUAUCUUUCGAAUGUAUUCUUUGCAUCUGAGUUGUGAUCUUGCAGAAGUGUUUGGUGGAAAGAUCCAAGUUUUAAAUGUUGGGCUUUGUCGUUCAGCAGCCUGCUAUCAGAACCAUUCAGGUCAGAUUAUUCUCACUUACAUUUCUUCAGUUUCCCGACACAUUUGAAAAGAAAGGAAAACCAAAUUUUUGCUAUUUUUAGAGAUGCAAAUCUGUAUUGUGCAAUUUCUGUUUUUCUUUUUCUUUGUUUGCAAAUUUUGUUUUUAUUUGGUUGUAUGUGGAUAAAUACAACAUUGCACAUUUUUUACUGUUCAGGAAGAUUUUUUUUAUGCUUUUAGCAUCAUUGUUGAAUAGAGCUGAUCUCUUUUUUUUUUUAACUGUUUAUUUGCACUUAAGUUUUACACUGUGAUAUUGUUCUUUUUUUUCUUUAUUUGAACAUUUUAAAACACUGUUCGCUUAUUGUUGGAUAUUUUUUUUACUUCCUGGGAAAUUGACAAUAAAAUUGCAUUGAAUAAAAAAUGUAUUUGAUUUUGUAGACUCAAUAAAUAACUGACUUUAUAUUGAGUUGGUUUUUCAAGUAAAUAACAGUUGCUUUGAAAUGUCUCAUGCAGGUUCUGAAUUUGAGCUCUAAGAGUACAGAUGGUUAACUCGGACUAUACCAGUGUCAAGAACAGGCAAAAUCUUUUUGGUACCAUUUGGAUUAUUAUCAGAAAGCUACUAUGAUUUGGGUUGGAAUUCUGAUCCACUUUUACAAUGAAAAUAAAUAGUAGAAUUGGGGUAAACGGCCCCUUUCUGCAGUGCAGGAGAAGAGGAAUAUUUCUUUUUUAUUUAGCUGCAAAAAAGCUUUCUCUGUUUUUUUUUUUUUUACCAGAUCUGAACCAGGCUACAGCAUAUUGUUUAACUUCUGUAUAAAAGCCUGCUUGCUGAUGGAAUGAUUCACUGAAACUUAAAAUGUAUGCAUAUAUUUUUAAAUAAAAACAUUUAUUUUCAAGGA